Molecule: messenger RNA, 11090 nt
Organism: Triplophysa rosa
Lineage: Eukaryota; Metazoa; Chordata; Actinopteri; Cypriniformes; Nemacheilidae
Gene: st6galnac3
Product: ST6 (alpha-N-acetyl-neuraminyl-2,3-beta-galactosyl-1,3)-N-acetylgalactosaminide alpha-2,6-sialyltransferase 3
Exons: 5
Coding region: 169-1092 (307 amino acids)
Biological process (GO): ganglioside biosynthetic process; oligosaccharide metabolic process
Molecular function (GO): alpha-N-acetylgalactosaminide alpha-2,6-sialyltransferase activity
Source: RefSeq, a predicted model, not a curated record
ACUAGAGCGUGAAUAACGGUACGCUACAGUAUUAAACAUCAUGUUUCACCGACACACUAACGUCGAACAUAUAUGGCGUUUAUAAAUAAAUCAGUAAACAACCAAACUGGCCUUUUCUGUCUGUAAAUUAAGACGAGCAUCAUUGCAAGCUUUUAUUCAGCAUUUAAAAUGGCCUGGGUCUGGAAGAGGAAGUCGGUGAUAGUCAGCAGCAGUCUGAUCGUGGUGCUGUGUCUGUUUCUGGUGGUGAUGAAUUACUCGGAGAAGCCGUACUUCCUGCUGCAGCCGAUGUUGGGCCAGAGUUUCAGCAGAACCUGGAUGUUCUCCCGGGCGCCACACAAAGCCUUCAGACCUCACUACGGAUACCUCAGCGUCCCCUCACAGAAGCCAUUGAAGCUCCAUUGUGAGGUUUGCAGUAUAGUGUCCAGCUCUGGACAGAUGUUGGACCGUGAAGCUGGGCCUGACAUCGACCAGUCUUCGUGCAUAUGGAGGAUGAACAAUGCACCCACGCGUGGCUUCGAGAGGGACGUGGGCCACAGGACGGACCUGAGGGUGGUGUCGCACACCAGUGUUCCUCUGCUAAUCCAAAAGCCCCAGCACUUCUUUGGUCAGGGGAAUGAGACCGUCUAUGUGGUGUGGGGACCCUUUCGCAACAUGCGUCAGGAUGGCAAGGGAAUUGUGUACAACAUGCUGAAGCAGGCUGUGGAAAACUACCCGCAUGCUCGAAUUUAUGUCACCACGGAGGAGCGCAUGAAUUACUGCGACACUGUAUUUAAAAAGGAGACUGGGAAAGACAGGAUUCAGUCGGGGUCUUACCUGAGCACCGGUUGGUUUACGCUCAUUCUGGCAAUGGACAUGUGCAAAGAGAUCAGAGUCUACGGGAUGAUCAACGACACAUACUGCAAGUCAGAAAGCUUCAGGAAGGUGCCGUACCACUACUACGAAGCAGGAAGUCGUGACGAAUGUGCCGAGUACCUCUUGCACGAGAGUGCCCCCUACGGCGGACACCGCUUCAUCACAGAGAAGGCUGUGUUCGCGAAGUGGGCCAAAUCUCAUCCCAUCAAGUUUUUAAGUCCAGAGUGGCAGCUGUCAUGACCAAUGGAAUGUCCUCAACACACCAAAACUUUGCCACGCCAAGGCUGGAAAAAUCUUUCACACUGCAAUGUCACAGCACCAGUUGUUUGAGUGCAGUAAGUAUCCCAUCCUAACCAUGAGGAGACGUCUGUAAUGCAUCUGGUGUUGAAUUUCUGUGAGCAAGUAGUGGAUUUUGCAUGUUCUCAUUGUUUACUCAUCUGGACAGUCGAGUAGCAGAUGUUUUCCUCGGAGCACAUACACACUCCACAGAAUAGAUGCGCUAAUAAUGUGAUGCUCUGCUUUUUCUUCAUCUCUGGAGACAGAAAAUAAGAAACGUUUUGCAUCUCGUAUCACAAAAACUGAUGCAGACUUUCCAGGAAGGUUGCUGGAUCUCACCUUCUGCAAAAGGGUUUAUGUAUUUUUGUCUCAUAGACAACCAUUGGAAUGAAAUCAACCUUCCAAACCUUCCACCUAAACACACAAUUUUGCAUGAAUUUUAGGUCAUUUAGGAACUUUAGCAUAUCAAUUUUGACAUGGGAUAGUUUAUUUUAAAUCUCUGUGUAAAAAAUAUGUAAGUAUAGAGGCAUUUGUUAAUGUCAAGCACGGAGGAAUAGUUCAGCCCAAAAUGAAAAUGCUGUCAUUAUUUACUCCCACACAUGUCAUUCCAAACCCAGUGUUUUUCUUUUUGUCUGGUUUGUUUGGGAGCUUGACAGAUCUGCUCACUAUAAACUGUCACUGUAUGGAGAAUAGUUGCUAGAAGAUUCUUCUAAUUUCCCUUUUCUGUUCCACAAAAAAAGCAUCUGGCUUUGGCACGACAUGAGGUCUAGAAAAUAUAGAAUCUGCAUUUAAAACAGAAAGCAACAGCGCAAAUGUUGCAAUAACGCUUUUGAGUUCAUGAAGGCUUGCCACAAAUAGAAGACAUGAGUAUACGUGUAGGAAAGGUUCAUUGAAGUUGUCAAGAUUGUGUCUGUAAGAAGCGUAGCGUAUUUUCCAAAGCGUUGCUACCCAAUCCAUCACUUUCCCUAUGCCUUAUUUGCUUGUUUAAAAUGACCCUCCCUUCCAGAACCCACCGAUGUCCCGAAUUCUCUGAAGAUGAAAGUACACUCUCCCUGUGUGUCAGAUCAGCAGGUUAAUUUGAUUAGCCACUGUAGCCGUGUGCCGUUGCAUCACAUAAACCAGCAGAUAAUGCAGCGCCCUGGGGGCCCUCCCACCGUGUCGCAGCGUCCCCCCGUGCAUCUCGUUGUGUUUUCCUUCAUCAAGCACAGCAUGAGGCAUCUUGCACGUAUAUCAGGAAUAUUCAUCAUCAUCUGUACUGUACGGAACACGUUUUCCUGUCAGCUUGUGAUUAUCAUCAGGCAGCUCAGCCAGGACAGCCUUUCUCUCUCUCUCUUUGUUCUGUGCACGUUUGACCAAUGUCUUUGUAGCACUCCAACACGGCGUGAGCACCGUUGCAGUGCCAUUCGUUUUCCCCGGGAAGAAUGAUCUAGCCACUGGAUGGACCGGCUGUGGGAGCAUUAUAUACAGUAUAUGCUGUGACAAUAUACAAGAUACACGGCGAACAAGAGCGAGGAGUGCUUUGAUGAGAUACCGCUCACGUCUUUGGCCAAGUUCAUUUAAACAAUUGACGGCAGGUCAGUUUCUCAGAGUGCUGACCCGGGAUCAUCAUUUGCUGUUGUUUGUAUUGAUUUCGAUCAGCAUGUGUUAAAAAGCAGACCUGAUUAGGAAACAGCACUUUCACUUUGUGUUUUUGAAUUAUGCUGUUCACGCCUACCUACACACAUACUGUAUUUAGGGGAAAGUGGGAUAAGCUGUGCCACUUUUUAAUUAAAUUGGUUUAUUAAUAGACAUCGAGAAAUGAGAUUGAGGUAAAUAAAUAAUACGCCUAAUUAUAUUUUAGCACGUCAACUGAUUAUCGAGCGAUUAACUUUACGGUUAGCUUAGUCACGGACACAUCUUAUCCGAUUCACCUAACACACUUUACCCUACAGCUACAAUUUUAGAACGUUGAAUAUUUCAUGUCUAAAUGGCUAGCUGAAUCAUUUAUAAUUUUCAUCAUUUCAGCAACAUAUUUUAAGGCCGUUUCUCAAUAUGCGUUCUUCAGCGGUUUUGUGUCCUCGCGUUCUCGCUCUAUGUCAUCAAUAACCGUCAAAGUCCGGUUCCAAUACUAAAGAACAGAGAACGCAUGAAAGUACCCGGAUGUGUUCUCGAUAUCAUGGAUGCAUCGUAUGCAGCCUUGCGUGCCUACGGAAUCCGUUUGAAGUCCCAGGAGUCACUGCGGCGCGUCCAUCUAAGUUCGUUCUUUGGAGGCUGCCUCGCAAGACCGGUCUCCACAAGAACACAAGUCCAUUCUUUGCGUUCGUUCUUGGAAUUGAGAAACGGCCUAAGACUUCACUGUAGGCUAAAGUUUUGAUUUGAUAAAGUGUGCUUUUGUAAUGAUUGCUCAAUCGCAGGCAGCUGUAACAGACCCUUUCAGAAAAUAUAGCAGCGACAAACAUUGUGUAUGAUUUUUUUAUAUUAAAGUGCCAAGCUAUGGCACAUCUUACCCUACACUCCUCUACUUUUGACUCUGAAAGAACUUUGUUGUUUUAAUGUCUGAUCACAGUCUAUGCCUUCCAUAGAUCUUCAGCAGCAUUUGUGGUUCUGCACAAGCAUGUGAAUGUUGACUUAUCUCCAGUUAUUUGGCACAAAAUUCAGCACAUUUUACUGUCCUCAGCUUUGGACUCGUCUGUUAUAAGUGCUUUAACCUUUUAAAAGGGUUUUCUCUAUUUUGCAGUGCAAAGUGUCCUUUUUGUUGCUUUUAUUUUUAAUUUUGGUCAUUGUAUUUUAUUGCUUUUUUAUUUGCCAUUGUUUCGUAUGUCUUCACACAAUUAAAGGAAAAGUUCAUCUCAAAAUCCAAAUUGUGUUAUUUUGUAUAAAAAAAUGAACACAUGAAGUUCAACAUGUUUUAAGACCUCCCGGCAACUUCGGAACACAAAUAAAGAUAUUUAGGUGACAUACGAGAGUAUACCUCAUAGACAUCAUAAUUAUAGUUGUUGUUAAGGUCUAGAAAAGUACUAAAGACAUCGUUAAAUUGGUCCAUCCGCUCAUAGUGGCUCAACUGAAUGCGGGCGACUAAAAAAUAACACAAUUUUGAUUUUGAGAUGAACUUUAAGGCCAGAAAGAAUCUGUUUUGUGCAUAUUGAUUGGUGCUGAGGGUUAUGCCAUCCAUCUUUCUUAAUUUACAAAGAGUCAUAUACAGUGCCUUGCAAAAAGAACAGCUCCAUUAACAAAGACACAGUUGCCUUACAUUUGGCCUCUACCUGUGUAUCACUAAAAUUAUGUUUGCAUUAAAUCAAAUACAAUAUCCAGGGCUGGAUUAGGACAAAAAAAUUUGCCCUGGCAUUUUGGCCCAGAUCGGCCCAAAUACAGCAUGAUCACAAAUACCACCCUUCUUUGUGUUUCUACUACUAUUCCGUAAAAGCACUACAGCCAUAUAAUGAGUAGUAAAGAGUGAGAGAGCUGACACAAUAGAUACUUCUAAACUGUAAUUUAUUCAUUAUUAUUUUUUGACCGGUCCUAAAAAUAUACUAUUCACCUUAAAAACACUGCCAGCUGACUUACAGUUAAUGUUGAUGAAUGGUGGUUAACAGCAUAAUGUUUUCAAUUUAUGUGAGGCAAAGUCAUCUUCUGACUAACUUUGAACCUAUCAUCUUUGAACCUGAUGAACCUAUCAUCUUCUGACUAACUUUGAAAAGGCCAAUGAAAUUGGCCAAUGAAAUUUGCAUGCCGGUCUCCGCCCCGGACAUCCGGGUAUAAAAGGAAGACGACGCGCUGCAUUCAUUCACCUUUUGUUCUUCGGCGCCUUCGCAUCGGAUGACAAUUCUCAUAAUAUUGCUGGAUUCUUACGACGUGGUGCAGCGGAUCGUCCCUUCUCGUCAGUGACUUCCCCUGGGUGUCUCGGCAGCACCAGAGGUGUUUUAAUAAAAGAGCAAAUUUCUUCAGUGCGGCAUAUCCCGCUGUUCUCAUGGGGGCAACACUCUCAUCGAGGAGGGGGACGGACACGAUGUCUGCCUCAGGUGCUUGGGUGUCCGGCAUGCUGAGGCAGCAUUCGUGGAUACGUUCUGCCCACACUGCGGGCAGAUGACGAUCCAGACAUUGCGGUCCUCAUCUGCUUCCCGUUCCGUGACAGCAGCAGCUUCGGCCCUGCCGUCCGCCAUGGCAAGCGUGAUUGGGCUGCAGUGCACCGCACCGCCCCUUCCCCAACGCUCGCUGCUGGAUACUUGGUACCUCGCCCGACGCCUCCUCCUGUGGAGUCAACAGGUGACGAAGUCCAUGCGAGCCACACACAACCCGGACGACCUGAACCAGACAGCCGAUGCGCUCUCUCGUCAGUCGACGCCUCGCAGAGAGUGGCAACUCCACCCCCAUGCAGUCCAGCUCAUUUGGGUGCAGUUCAGGCAGGCACAGGUAGACCUGUUCGCCUCCCUGGACACCACCCAUUGCCCGCUAUGGUACUCCCUGUCCGAGGCCCCCCUCGGCACGGAUUCCCUAGCGCACAGCUGGCCACGGGACAAGCGGAAGUACGUCUUCCCCCCAGUGAGCCUCAUUGCACAAGUCCUGUGCAAGGUCAGGGAAGAGGAGCAUCAAAAUCUACUAGUUGCACCCUACUGGCCCAACCAGACAAGGUUCUCUGAGCUAAUGCUUUUGACGACAACUCCCCCUGGCCGAUUCCCCUGACGAAGGACCUUCUUUUGCAGGGGAAGGGCACGUUGUGGCAUCUGAGACCAGACCUCUGGAACCUCCAUGUUUGGCUCCUGGACGGGACGAGGAGAUCCUGAGUGCCUACCCCCUGCGGUGGUUGAGACCAUCACUCAGGCUACGGCCCCUGCCACUAGGCGGCUGUACGCCUUUAAGUGGCGCCUCUUCUCGUCCUGGUGCUCUUCUCGAGGAGAAGAACCACGGAGUUGCUCGAUCGGUAAUGUGCUGUCCUUCCUGCAAGAGAGACUUGAGAGUAAUCUCUCCCCUUCCACACUGAAAGUGUAUGUAGCCGCCAUUGCCGUUCAUCACGAACCAGUCUCUGGGACAGCACGACCUGAUCAUUAGGUCCCCUUUCGAGCCCCUGAGAGUAGCCACUCUUUCUCAUCUUACAAUGGAGAUGGCUCUCCUGCUGGUACUCGCCUACAUCAAGAGGGUAGGGGACCUACAAGCAUUCUCCAUGUCCAUGGAUUGCCUAGAGUUCGGCUUCGUGCCCAAAGUUCCCACCACUCCCUUUCGGGACCAGGUGGUGAACUUGCAGGCACUCCCCACCGGGGAGGAAGACCCAACCCCAUCCGUGUUGUGUCCAGUAUGCACGCUGCGCCUCUACUUGGACCGCACACAGAGCUUCAGGAGCUCUGAGCAGCUCUUUGUCUGUUUUGGGGGUCAGCAAAAGGGGAGGGCUGUCUCCAAACAGAGAUUGGCGCACUGGAUCGUGGACGCCGUCACCACGGCAUACCGGUCCCAAGAUCACCCGUGCCCGCUGGCAGUGAGGGCACACUCCACCCGGGGUGUAGCCUCCUCGUGGGCACUGGCCCAGGGCGCCUCUUUGGCAGACAUCUGCAGAGCUGCGGGUUGGGCUACACCCAAUACCUUCACAAGGUUCUGCAGCCUCCGCGUGGAACCGGUGUCAGCCCGAGUCUUGCAUGGACCAACAGGUGAGACCGGCGGCCGGUAGGGCGUACGCCUGCAAAAGCUUCUCCCCCCCUCCUAGGUGGGUCAGUGUGCUAUUCCGCCACCCUUCUUCCCCCACCGGGCGAAGAAUAGGCAUUCCAUCCAUCACUAAGCACUUCAGGGGGCCAGGCUGGGCGGAGCAGCCCUGCCUCCUUCGGCCGAGUUAUCUAGCGCAUAGCUCUAACCGGACCUAGUGCUCCAUACGAAGUAACCCCUCCCCAGCAGGGUGGUUCCGUCUGAUGUAUCCUCAUGGUCUGGUUCCCAUCUUGGUAACCCAUGACCUCCCCUAGGUGGACCUCCACCUCGCGGUACUCCCUUCAGUCCGCACAUUCCUCCCAUGAGUUCUCCCCUGCCGGCGAGACCAUGUUGGUGUCUCCACUUAACUCCUCCCUACGGUAGGUAGUGGUCUCCGUAGCGCGUUUCCUCAGUGAGGAAAUAGCGCUUCCCCAGUGGCCCUUACGGUGCCGGGUGGCUUCUCGAUGGUUCUCAAGUCAAACCCCAUUUUGUCGACACAACGUCUCGUUCCCUCCAUCAGGGAACAGAGGUUACAGACGUAACCGAGACGUUAUCAUCUUUGAAAAAACACAAGUGCAGGUCAUCACAUAAAUAGAUAGCUUUAAUGUUACAUACACAUAGAUCAAAUAGGGCCAUAUCAUUUUUUUUUUUCUCAAAUUAGUUUUUACCUUUUUAUUUUUUCUGAGUUCUGUGUUUUCAAUGCUUUAUACAAAUAGUAAUACGUUUAUCCAUAAAAUACUGUAGUAUACUGCAGUAAAACUCUAAGGUACUAUAGUAUUUCUGAAACAUACUAUAGUAAAUAUUAAAGUAUGGUAUACUAUAGUGUUUACUACAGCUUAUAAAUUUACUAAAGUAAAUUUUUUUUUUAAUCUGGUUGAAAUUAUUUGGACUUUUAUUUUGGCGGGUUGUUGCGAAGACUCUCGAGUUUCAGUGUGUGUUUGACGGUAGCUUCCUCCAAAUCCACCAGUGUCACGCUUGUAACAUGUUAAACUGUGCAAGUCAUUCACUCAUAUACACACACAGAACAAGCAGAUGACAUAUUUAAAUAGUAGAAUUACGCUUUUGCGAUUCCUACCCCACAUUGCGCAGAUUUUAAAGCUCUAGAUAAAUAGACUCAAUGCAGCUGGAAAACAAACGAAAAUAAAUAGUGGUGCGCCAUCAGUUAACCUCACACACGAACAAGCACAACGACAAUCGCAUGUCACACAAACACGCAGCUCUGUCUCAUGCACUUGCCAAACUGUGUCGCACGCGUGCUACACUGGUAAAUGUGUAAUUCGCACAUAAUUUUGCGAACAGGUAGUUUGUCUAUCACUUGUUUUUUUGACUAAUUUUUAUCAAGCGGUAUCACUGUUUUGAAAGCAGUUCUGCUUACUGCAAGGCGGGUUCUACACUAACAUCUCCGUCUCCUCAUUCCCAAUCUUCUCUCUGUGCUUGCCAAUGCCUCUAUGGCCACGAACAUUAUGAACAUCAUCAUCAGCCACAGAAGCUCAUGAUGGUCCGGCUGCUGCCAGAUUUUACUUUGCAGCGUUUGGCUGAAGAGGCCUAAUAUCUCUGUGCCUCCUUUGCGUUUCUCCUCCAUAAUCUUUCUCAUUCUUUUGACACAUGCUGCACACUGACGCUGGAUUCUCACAGAGGCCGGGGAGUUGUGUGAUUGGGCCAGCCCAGUGUCAUUUAAAAAAGAGCCAAUGGGCUGCUAAGUGUCUGAUGGGCCGAUCUGUUUUUUGACAAAUACAUCACGUCACCAGAAACUUGUACACCGCAAAUCGAUUUACGAGUUAAAAAAAUAGUAGAGAUGUAUCGGCCCAAAAAUACGUCAGCCCACCAGAAAAAUGCCCGGUAUGCCCGAUUACCAAUCCAGCACUGACAACAUCUCAAUAACACUAAAUGUGAGUGGUGUUUGUUCGUGCAAAACUCAUCACCACAGAGUGUAUUUGCAAGGGUGUUCUGGAUCAUUGGGUGGUUGCUGAUUAGUCCAAAUCAGAAAAGCCCACCCCCAGAUUUCUAUGAUAUUCAAAUCCCUCGAUAUUGCUUAGAUAUUAAUAACGUUCAUAACCGCCUGUAAUUAUACUGGCCAAAACGAAAGAUGGUCAGAAUGCAGUACUUUCAUUAUAACAUACUUUAUAAAAUAGUCAUUCAGUUGUGAUUAAUUAAAGAUAAUGCUUUUUAGCCAAAUUCCAAAGUGUACUGUCCAAGAGCUGUGUGCUCACAAUGGUGAUAGCAUAUGUGAGUUUUGAAAGCAGAGACCAGGCAAGUUGAUAACAAUAAAGAAUGCAAUAGAUGGAAAUCUUUCACCCUGACAGUGAUCCUAAACACUAGGUCAAUGUUAGAGUGAAAGAGGUGAGUUUCCAACAAUGCCCCAGUCAAAACCCUGAUUUCAGUCCAAUUGUAAAUCUCUGCCUGCAUUUGAAAAUCACAGUGCACAGGUCACCGACUAACCCGAAAUACCAAUUUGGCUGGAAUUGCACCUGAGCAGUGUGCAAAACUGGUGCAUGCAUUCCCCCAAAAACCUAGAGUUAUUACUGCUGCAGAUGUGGCUCUUUAAAUCACUCGACCAAUUUUAUUUUGUGGAACAAAAUAUUUUGAUUCUAUUUAUUAACGUUUAAUGAGAAAGUUUUGGAAACCUUUGCAAGGCACUGUAUCGUCCUGUCUUGAGCAUGUUAUGAAAGUUGCCUCGGAAGUAUUUCACAAAGCGGAUGUGUAAAAGCGUAAAUGUUGUUUUAACAUUGUUUUUUGGUGCACAGAAAAAAAUGAUUUUUGUGAUUCAUCUAAAAGGUGAUCAGAUGGAUUCAGACUGUUACAAAAUACAAUUACAUUUUUUAUGUACAUUUGCUAUCUAUUGUAUUUUCUUGUGCGAUUAACUAGAAAGCAGCAGGAACUAACCAGUUCUUCAUUUCCUUCUAAUUUAUCAUAACAGCUGUAUUUCUGAAAUCAUGUAUUUUUUACAUCUAAUGGGUAAUUUGUCUUCUGAAUUCAUGUUCUUGUUCUUCUUACUGUCAGGUGUUUGAAUAGCAUCAUAAGGCAUGACACUGUUAACUUUUCAUAGUAGCCCAUUCAGUGUAUCAGUAAUGAUCACAACCAUAUUUGAACCUUCAUUACUCAUAUUACAUACAUUAUUAUGUAUAUUACAUAUACAGUGGUUAUGUUGCUAUGCGUAAAUUAUGUAGCCUGGAUGAGCGAUCCCAUAUCCCGUAAUCUCUUGGUGUGUGGUGAUUAUUGAGAAAUAUCAGAUCACUGGUGGGUGUGAUUGACCAAUCAGAAAUGAGUAUUUCAGAGCGUUAUGUAAUAUGUGUAAAAACCCAGACUCCGAUUGUAGUAAUUGUAUCUGCUUACCCAAGCAGAAAAUGAUUUGCUGGAUAACAAAAUAAGUUUACACUCAUGAAAUCUUUCCAGCAUGUACACUUUGACUAUUACUUUUCUCAGUAGCUGAUGGCUGUUAUUGUCAAAUCAGAAUAAAUGCUCAGUCCCGAGCAGGAAAUGAUGUUAUAAUGAUGUAUUAUUAGAUGGUGACAUGCAUUACUGAUGCCUUUGAUGUAUUGGUGGGCUGCUCUGUUGUUUUAACAUGUGGUUAUUAGAGAAGCGAGGGGGAUUAUGAUCAAUGCUUAAACUCCUCAUUAAAGUGCAAAUGAACCAUCGGACAGUGAGAGGAAAUGAGUUUUAAAACCCCAUCUAGCACACAUUUCAUUCCAACACAUUUUUGCAUUUCUCCUGCUUCAUAUAUCUGCUGUAUCUUAAACUAUGAAAGUUUUAUAAAGACCUCUGUUGUAAAUGCCAGUGGGCAGUGCUGUGUCAUAGAGUUACUUUGCUGGGCAGGGUCAGAUAACACAUAAUUUCAGGGUUUUUUUUAAAUAAAAUUGUAUCUUUCUGUGCUAAUUCCCUUCAUUGAACUAAUGGCAGUUGUAUUGUGCUAUUAUCUAGACUCUUUGUAUGGUUUUUAAAGACUGUAUUGGGAACACCAGUGGAGUAUCUCUCUACAUCAGCAGUUCUGCAGAGAUGUGUAUAUACUGUAUACAGUAUAUUAUGAUUAUUAUUUUGCAGUGGGAAAAUCAUAACCUAUUAUAAAGUUUACAUUUUUGCUGUGGUAAAAUGUAAUUGCUCUUUGUUCUUUUAUAUUAUCACUUUGUCUUUAACAUCUGUAACUAUGUAUGCUGCUUUACCUCUUUUCCUGUUUGUCUGUUACAUUAAUGUGCUCGGUUUCUUCAGAAACAAAUGUUACACCUUGACAAAAUGGUGGCUUUUUAAGCUAUGUGAUUGUGUUACAUUCAUUUUUUACUUGCUGUCUGGCUUUUUGUAAUAAAUGAAGCAAAUGAAAUGAG